Molecule: messenger RNA, 2226 nt
Organism: Odobenus rosmarus divergens (Pacific walrus)
Lineage: Eukaryota; Metazoa; Chordata; Mammalia; Carnivora; Odobenidae
Gene: TNFRSF8
Product: tumor necrosis factor receptor superfamily, member 8
Exons: 16
Coding region: 1-2226 (741 amino acids)
Biological process (GO): signal transduction
Molecular function (GO): protein binding; transmembrane signaling receptor activity
Source: RefSeq, a predicted model, not a curated record
AUGCGUGGCCCAGAAGACAGCAAAACGCUGGAUUUUCCAGACUUAGUUCCCCACGUGCUAUUUGAACUCAGCAUUCUGAUGUUCUGGGAAUUUACAACAUUUUGGUGCAAAGUUUCUACAGGGUACCCCAAGUCAGAGAUCGGGGUUCAGACCCUCUCCACACUGUUUGGCGGCUUCCUGACCAUGACCUUGGGCAUGUCACCUAACUCCUGCACCUCAAGGGUGACAGGGAUGGGCCAGGUGGGCUCAUCGGAUCUCCUCGCCUUGCCGGGCUGGGGCCUUCUGAGGGGCCGGGGUCCCUGGGAGCUGCUCAUCCCUGUGGGCCCCAGCUUGUCAAUACUCUCGGAGGACGUGGUGGCCACCAGCAUCAGGAAAAGCCAGGAACACCCCUGGGUCCACAAAGUGGUUUCACUGGUGGCCCCAAAGAUGUUUAUCUACCCAGAGCCUCAGAAUGUGGCCUUAUUUGGGGAUGGAGUUCGGAGGGACACCUGUGAGGAAGGCCCCAACCACUCCUACAACGAGAUUGCUGGGAGGUGCUGUUACCGCUGCCCCGCGGGGCUGACCUCGCAGCAGCCGUGCGCACAGGGGUCAUCGGACUGCAGGAAGCAGUGUGAUCCCGACUACUACCUGGACAGGGACGGCCGUUGCAAGGCCUGUGUGAGCUGUUCUGGAGAUGAUCUUGUGGAGAAGAUGCCGUGCGCAGGGAAUUCCUUCCGUGUCUGUGAGUGCCGGCCUGGCAUGUUCUGUGCCACGUCAGCCCUCAAUACCUGCGCCCGCUGUAUGCCCCACUCCGUCUGCCCACCAGGGAUGGUCGUCAGGUUCCGGGGUACAGCAGAGAAGGACACCAUCUGUGAGCCACUCUCCCCAGUGACCAGCCCUGACUGCAGCACCAGCCCCGAAGCCUGCCAUGCGCCCGCCAGCAGCAGGCCCCCCCAGGCCAGGCCCCUGGGGACUUCCUCAGCAAGCUCCAAGGCCAGGACCACACUUCCUGGAGGGGGUGCUUCCCUCACCCCGGAAAAUGAUUCCAAAAUGACCAGGGCCCCCAGCUCUCCCUCCUCGGUGCGGAAGCCCAGUCCCAAUCCAGGGCUGACCUCACAGCAGCCGUGCGUACAGGGGUCAUCGGACUGUGGGAAGCAGUGUGACCCCGACUACUACCUGGACAGAGACGGCCGCUGCAAGGCCUGUGUGACCUGUUCUGGAGACCUGGUGGAGAAGGCGCCGUGCACGUGGAACUCCUCUCGAGUCUGCGAAUGUCGAUCUGGCAUGUUCUGUGCCACAUCAGCCACCAACUCCUGCGCCCGCUGUAUCCCCCACUCCGUCUGCCCACCAGGGAUGGUCACCAAACCCCAGGGUGCGGCUGAGAGGGAUGCCACAGAUGAGCUACCUCCCCCCGAGGCCUGCCCUGAGUGCAGCACCAACCCAGAGGACAGCAAGACGCCCACCAGUGCCCCUGCCCCUCUGGUCUCCUCGGCAGACCCCCAGAUCAGUCAGGAGCAUGGAGGGGGCAUCUCCCACGCCUGGGGAGACACCCCCAUAUCAACGAGCACGCCCAUCUCUUUCUCCUCCACGGCAAAGCCCAUUCUGGUUUCAGGGCCGGUGCUCUUCUGGACCGUCCUGCUGCUGGUGGUGGUCCUGGGCUCCGUGUCCUUCCUCCUGUGCCACCGGAGGGCCUGCAGGAAGUGGAUUCAGCAGAAGCUCCACCUCUGCUACCCUGUCCAGACCUUCCGGCUCAAGCUGGAGCCCGUGGAUUCCAAGCCCUGGAGGAACCCGACACAGCUGAAGAGCAUAUCGGUGGUGGAGUCAGGCAUGAAAGAGCUGGGGUUAAUGAGCCCCCCGGCUGUGGAGACCUCCCCCAAUGGGGCAACCUGCCUAGAGAGCAUGCGGCUGCUGGAAGCCAGCCCCCCCGCCGCCGGGAGCCCCUCAUCCCCCAGGGACCUCCCCGAGCCCCGGGUGACCUCGGAGCAUACCAACAACAGGAUCGAGAAGAUCUACAUCAUGAAGGCUGACACAGUGAUUGUGGGGACCGUGAGGACCGAGGUGCCUGAGGGCCGGGGCCUGGCGGGGCCGGCGGGGCCUGAGUUCGAGGAGGAUCUGGAAGUGGACCAUGCCCCCCACUUCCCAGAGCAGGAGACAGAGCCUCCUCUGGGCAGCUGCGGGGAUGUCAUGUUCUCAGUAGAAGAGGAAGGAAAGGAGGCCCCCUUGCCCAUGACCGUCUCCGAGAAAUGA